GCUCAGCUCUUGUUGGAGGUGGGAGGAUCUCUGAUGAGCUUAUUGGCAUGUGUGAAGGUUUUUUAUUGUUUUUAAUAUGGUUUAUCUGUAUUGUAUUUAGCUUAAGAAUAAAUGUGCUGCUGAGAAAGAGCUGUGUGGUAACAUAACUGUGGCAAUUACACUGUUUACCCUCUCUGAAGAGGAAGCAAACAGGCCAGCUGAGGCAGUCUGUCUUGCGGGGCCAGGGAGGAGCUUUGCAGCCGAUCUGUGACUUGUUACCUUCACUUUCGAUAUUAAUCAGAACAAUGUCUCCGCUCAGUAUAUAAGGAGGAGAGGUGUGUCUGUGUGUCAAGAUAUCACAGCUGGAGACUGGCCCAUCUGUUCUACUUCAAUAAAGCUCAGAAGAACUGAAGAGUUUCGGGACUAACAGCAGGCUGAGCAGUGCACUGGAGUUGCAACGGCUGGGUUAGAUGCUUCCCAAGAUACCUGAAGAGGGUAUGGAAGCACUGAAGGCUGCUCUUGAGAAAGGAAACCUCAUCGAAGCAGCUGCUAAAGCGAAAGAGGCUCUGGAGAGGGUUGAUAAAAUCACUCUCAAAAUCGCUGUUACGGGGGAGGCGGGCUCUGGAAUAUCGUCCUUUGUCAACGCCAUCCGGGGCAUAAAGGAUACAGAUGAUGGGGCUGCUGCGAUAGGGGUCAUUGAAACGACAGCGAAUCCCACUUCUUACCCACAUCCUAGAUACCCAGAUGUAAUCGUCUGUGAUCUGCCAGGGAUCAAUACCCCAAAAUUUGAACCAGACAAAUACUUCAAGCAGGUGAAGUUCAGCGACUACGACUUUUUCAUCAUCAUCUCCAGCCCCCGCGUCACACGCCACAACAUUCACCUCGCCCAGGAGAUCCAGAAACAGGGGAAGAAGUUUUACUUUGUGCGCUCCAAGGUGGAUGUGGAUUUGACAAAUGAAAAAGGACGCUAUGACGAGAAGGGAAUCCUGAAGCGGAGCAGUGCUCCUGUGAACAGGCCACGUCAGUACAGGGAGCGUGCGAUCCUUGAUACCAUCAGAGAGAAGUGCAUCAAAGACCUGGAAGAAGCAAAGGUAGCCUCCUCACGGGUUUUUCUUGUAUCUAAAUGGGACUUGGGCAAGUACGAUUUUCCCACAUUGCAGGAAACGCUUGUGGCUGAGCUCCCCAGUCUCAAGAGACGCACUCUUCUACGAUCCCUGACCAAGAUGAUUAAAGAAACCUUGGAGAAGAAAAAAGAACAACUGCAAACGGAGAUAUGGCUGAAAAGUCUGCUGUCAUGCGGAGUCGCUGCCGUUCCUCUCCCGGGUCUCUCCACUGUUUGUGAUGUCGCCAUGCUGGUGACGUCCCUGAAAGGGUUCUGCAGUGAUUUCGGCCUUGAUGAAAACUCUCUCACUACUCUCGCUAGACAGACUAACAAGCCCAUUGCAGAGCUGAAGGCCGUUAUAAAGUCCCCACUGAGUGAGGAAAUAACAAAAGAUCUUGUAAUGAAGCUACUGACCAAGUGCGCAGCUGGGGCAAUCAAAUAUUCUACAUAUUUCUUUAAUUUUGUACCUGUGGUAGGUUCCGUGGUAUCGGCAGCAGUUUCGCUCCCUACCACAAAGAUCAUGCUGCAGAAUUUCCUGGAUGAUGUUGCUGCUGACGCUCUACGAGUGCUGGAGGUGGCUAUGGAGGGAGACGUUUCAAAUAAGGGCAUUGCUUUGGGACUAACGACCGAGCAGUGCACUGGAGCUGCCAUGGCUGGGUUAGAUGCUAAAGAGCUUCCCAAGAUACUUGAAGAGGAUAUAGAAGCACUGAAGGCUGCUCUUGGGACAGGAAACCUCAUCGAAGCAGCUGUUAAAGCGAAAGAGACUCUGGAGAUGGCUGAUAAAAUCACUCUCAACAUUGCUGUCACGGGGGAGUCAGGCUCUGGAAAAUCAUCCUUUGUCAACGCCAUCCGGGGCCUGGGGGAUACAGAUGACCAUGCUGCUGCGAUAGGGGUCACUGAAACGACAGUGGUGCCCACUGCUUACCCACAUCCUACAUACCCAAAUGUAAUAGUCUGGGAUCUGCCAGGGAUCGAUACCCCAACAUUUAAACCAGACACGUACCUCGAGCAGGUGAAGUUCAGCUGCUACGACUUUUUCAUCAUCAUCUCCUGCAACCGCUUCACAUGCCACGACAUUAGCCUCGCCCAGGAGAUCCAGAGACAGGGGAAGAAAUUUUACUUUGUGCGCUCCAAGGUGGACCAGGAUUUGGCAAAUGAGAAACAACUGUAUGACGAGAGGGGAAUCCUGAAGCAGAGCAGUGCUUCCACGAAAAGGCCACGUCAGUACAGUGAGAGUGCGAUCCUCGAUGACAUCAGAGAGAACUGCAUCAAAGGCCUGGAAAAAGGAGGGGUGGCCUCCCCACGGGUUUUUCUUGUCUCUAGAUGGGACUUGGGCAAGUACGAUUUUCCCACAUUGCAGGAAACGCUUGUGGAUGAGCUCCCCAGUGAAAAGAGACUCGCUCUUCUACGAUCCCUGUCCCAAGUUUCGAAAGAAACCGUGGAGAAGAAAAAAGAACAACUGCAAACGCAGAUAUGGCUGAAAAGUCUGGUGUCAUGUGGAGUCGCUGCCAUUCCUCUCCCGGGUCUCUCCAUUGUUUGUGAUGUCGCCAUGCUGGUGACGUCCCUGAAAGGGUUCUGCAGGGACUUCGGCCUUGAUGAAAAGUCUCUGGCUGCACUCGCUAGACAGAAUAACAAGCCCAUUGCAGAGCUGAAGGCCGUUAUACAGUCCCCACUGAGUGAGGCAAUAACACAAGAUCUUGUAAUAAAGGUACUGACCAAGUGCGUAGCUGGGGCCAUUCAAUAUUCAACAACUUUUUUAAAAUUUAUACCUGUGCUAGGUUCCGUGGUAGCUGCAGCAGUUUCGCUCCCUACCACAUACUUCAUGCUGCAGAGCUUCCUGGAUGAUGUUGCUGCUGACGCUCUACGAGUGCUGGAGGUGGUUAUGGAGGGAGCCGUUUCAAACUCAGAGAAAAACUCCCGCAGCCCCUGAAAGGAAGAAACGUCAGGACGUGGCUGAAAGGAUCCAAGUAAAGACCCUGUCCCCGCCGGAGCUCGGAGCUCAGAGCUGUGGGAAGUCUCAUGAAAAUGCUGCCUUUCUCCAUCAGGGGGGAAACUUCACCGUAACUGAGCUCUGAGCCCCAUUUCCACUGAGCUCCCCCACCCACCCUAAAAAUGACGUCAUAUUGAAUUUAAUUCAGCCAUAAAGAGGCGGGGGAUCCUGACUGACACUGUUCUUUGUGUUUUCUUUAUUUCACCAGCGAAUGAGGCCAAGUUGUGAUAAAGCUCCCCAGGGUCCCCAGUGCCUUACGCUCUCUGCAGGGGAGCUCAGGGAAUGGUUAUUUCAGGCCCCAGCCGAUAGCAGGGCCAGGGCAGAGCCCAUCUAACUCUUCACGAGGAAACGACAGGGAGCGACACCAACAAUUACUCAUUCUAGCCACAGAUUUUCAACUUCUUGGUUCCCGUUGCCCUGAAAUUGCAGCCUUGGCAGGCGCCACGUUGGGCAUGUGGGUAAAUUCACUCAGAGACAAUCGUAAAAACUCUAAAUUUUGAAAUGACAGAAUCAUAGAAUAUCAGGGUUGGAAGGGACCUCAGGAGGUCAUCUAGUCCAGCCCACUGCUCAAAGCAGAACCAAUCCCCAAUUAAAUCAUCCCAGCCAAGGCUUGGGUGCCGACCCCCCAGUGCCAACUCCUCCCUCGUCACUGCAGGGCCCAAGGCAAAGGAAACAGGCUUUUUAGCACAGACGCUUUCACACUUUUCCCCAGGCUGCCCCUGUCUGGGGAGGAGCUGCCUGUAACCUCCCACAGAGCCCCCGGACUGACCUCCUGCAAAUGCCUCCUUCAGCCUCACCCCUGCCAUGGACCCUCCGGAUAACUCGACAAUGGCCCGCGGCUGAAGCUCUGGGAGCGCUGCCCAUUGCGUUAUCCCAACCCUCUCCCUGCUCCCUUCUGUUCCCCUGUCUGCCUGGAGCACCCGCCUGCUGGGUCUAGACUUAGAUUGUCAGCUCCCGGGGGCAGGGCCCAUCCUUUUGUUCUCUGUCUGUACAGCACCUAGCGCAACAGGGCCAUCACCCCCAGCAGGGGUCCUAGGUUCUCCUUUGAGACAAGAAUAGAUUAAGAAAUGCUUAGACUGAUCCUUGUAAUUCUGUCUCUAUGCUCAUAGGUUUAACCAGCCCCUUAUGCAAAGGUAGAUUUGUCCAGGGAAGCAGCCGUGUCUGGCUGUGCUAGUAAUCCUGUGAAUGGCCCUGGAUUUAAAUGGAGAAGGGUCAAGAUGUAUCUGGCUGAUAAACCCAUGUUGGAUGCUUGAUAAUUACCUAGCUGAGUGGCACCUGUCACUUAUACUCUGGGCUGUGCUCCCAUUCACGGCUGGGGAGUUUGUGUGGAGAGAGGCUUUCGUGUUUAAUGCUGAGUUUAUGGACAUCUAUUGCUCCUUGAUUUGCUUUCUCAAUGUGAGCCGAUUAUGUAGUUUAUUAUAAGAGCCGAUGAUUGAACAAUUCAUUUGAGCAACUGGAGACUCUGAUACAUUGCAGCUGGUUUGGCCACUUGUAUAGCCAGUGCGUCAGCCUCUGCCUUCCCUCCAUGACCCAUUCAUUUGUUGCUUUUGUUCUCAUAAUGAUUAGCAGUCCGGUUCUGCUCCCCUUUCACCCCCCCAGAACGGGCCGCUCUUGUCUUGUAGAAAUGAUUUAAUAUUUCAAUUAUAAUAAACUUGCGUUUAAUCUGGA
Messenger RNA from Chelonia mydas (Green sea turtle), 4739 nucleotides. RefSeq lists its product as uncharacterized. NCBI's taxonomy places the organism in Eukaryota, Metazoa, Chordata, Testudines, Cheloniidae. The record is from RefSeq and is a predicted model, not a curated record. Gene Ontology annotation, molecular function: GTPase activity; GTP binding. The coding region runs from base 450 to 3011 and encodes 853 amino acids. Gene Ontology annotation, cellular component: membrane. The transcript has 4 exons.